This is a messenger RNA of Lathyrus oleraceus (garden pea), 1230 nucleotides long. Its product is annotated as phosphoenolpyruvate carboxylase 4. Gene Ontology annotation, molecular function: phosphoenolpyruvate carboxylase activity. Gene Ontology annotation, biological process: tricarboxylic acid cycle; carbon fixation. Lineage: Eukaryota; Viridiplantae; Streptophyta; Magnoliopsida; Fabales; Fabaceae. The record is from RefSeq and is a predicted model, not a curated record. The transcript is spliced from 10 exons. Gene Ontology annotation, cellular component: cytosol. The coding region runs from base 1 to 1230 and encodes 409 amino acids.
AUGGGAUUUUCUGUAUUUUCUCGAGUAUCAAGGUUUUCUAGUUCACGUGAAAAGAAAAAUAACAACUUGGCAUAUAAUAACAUUUUUUUAUCUUCCAUGAAUCCCAAACAGGAAAGUCCUCAACUUCCUGGAAUUGCUCCUUAUAGAGUUGUCUUGGGAAAUGUAAAGGAUAAGCUUGAGAGGAGCCGUAGACGGUUAGAACUUCUUCUUGAGGAUGUUGCAUGUGACUACGAUCCUUUGGAUUAUUAUGAAACUGCUGACCAGCUUUUGGAACCUCUGCUUCUCUGCUAUGAAUCUCUGCAAUCAUACGGAUCCGGGGUGCUAGCUGAUGGUCGACUUGCUGAUCUCAUUCGUAGAGUUGCUACCUUUGGAAUGGUUCUAAUGAAGCUUGACUUGCGCCAGGAAUCAGGGAGACAUGCUGACACGCUUGAUGCAAUCACAACGUAUUUGGAUAUGGGUACUUACAGUGAAUGGGAUGAAGAAAAGAAAUUAGAUUUCUUAACCAGAGAGCUGAAAGGGAAGAGGCCACUAGUUCCUGUCAGUAUAGAGGUCCCGGCUGAUGUUAAAGAAGUCUUGGAUACAUUCCAAAUUGCUGCUGAACUAGGGAGUGAUUCACUUGGAGCUUAUGUGAUCUCUAUGGCCUCAAGUGCAAGUGAUGUUCUUGCAGUUGAGCUUUUACAAAAGGAUGCACGGCUCGCUGCUACUGGAGAGUUGGGAAGAGCAUGUCCUGGUGGAACGUUGCGGGUUGUCCCUCUAUUUAAAACCGUGAAGGACCUAAGAGAAGCUGGUUCAGUUAUCCGGAAACUUUUAUCAAUAGACUGGUACCACGAACACGUCAUUAAGAAUCACAACGGUCAUCAAGAGGUUAUGGUUGGAUAUUCUGAUUCUGGUAAAGAUGCUGGACGCUUCACUGCUGCAUGGGAACUUUACAAAGCUCAGGAGGAUGUUGUUGCUGCUUGCAAUGAUUACGGUAUUAAAGUUACACUGUUCCAUGGCCGUGGAGGCAGUAUUGGCCGGGGUGGUGGCCCUACAUAUCUGGCUAUUCAAUCCCAGCCACCCGGAUCUGUGAUGGGCACACUUCGGUCUACUGAGCAGGGAGAAAUGGUAGAGGCCAAGUUUGGGUUACCACAGAUAGCUGUUAGACAACUUGAAAUAUACACAACCGCAGUACUACUCGCAACUCUUCGUCCGCCUCUCCCAUCAAGUUGUGGUUGGAUUCAUAGAAUCUGA